Laccaria bicolor S238N-H82 is the source of this 1131-nucleotide messenger RNA. The record is from the annotation of a RefSeq genome assembly. NCBI's taxonomy places the organism in Eukaryota, Fungi, Basidiomycota, Agaricomycetes, Agaricales, Hydnangiaceae.
GGGGGAGAGUGAGUGAGGGGGAAGGCAGGGGGAGGGAGAUGCAGGGGAAGGGAGGGAAGAGAGGUGGGAGUGAUGGAGGAGGAGGGAGGGGAAGGAUGGAGGGAGAGGGAGGGGAGGGAUGGAGGGUUAGUUAUUUCUUUGUCCAACAUCUGGAAGAGUGCCAGACAAUGUUCUCUUGUUCCAGAGAGGGGGCUUCCCUUUCAGUUUGUCGAAAGAGGCUUUGGGGAAGAAAAACAUGUUUCCGAUAUGCUGGAUAUCCCCUUUUGUUGGGGUGAGGGGCCAAAAACCUGGUGAAGUUCUUGUGCGCAUUGGUGAUAUCUCCAAAGCAUGUUGCUUUAGAGGAAUUCCAUCCCAGUGCUGGUCUUCAGACUUAGACGCUUGAAUGUCCUUCAGCAUCCAUUUAUGGGGUCCAGGGUAGGCGGUCCUUUCCCCCCUGCCUUUUCUUUCUGCUGUAGCCUGGUCAUUCAUCUGUGUUCUGUGGGAAAAGACACAUGCCAAGGUCUUCCCAGUUUUGUCCAUGAAUUUUGCAGAGCAGGCAUCUGCUUUGAGGUCCUGCAUCCCAGAGAUGAUAGUGUUGGCCUUGUCGACAUCUUUGUCACAAUUUUUGGUUUGUUCCAUAAGGUCGGUGAGUGUGAUGCAGGAGAGAGUAUAGGUGGGAGCAUAUUUCAACCACAGGUUGGCGGACCUUUCAGCGGACGCUAUAGCAGCCUUCUCCAGGUUCAGCCUAAUAGCAGAACACUCAUAUCUCCACAACAGGAGCACUUCAGAACAUAAUUCAAACAGAUUUAGGAAGCUAUACAGUGCAGGGCUACAACUUUCGUUUUUGACCAUAUGGAUGAGAGUGCUGUUGGGAUGGAUGAGGAUAGUGGUAGUGGUGAGGUGGUGAUGGAAAGUUCUGUAAAGGUGGAGAGUUGGAGUUAUUCUGAAGCAAAGGUGAUCUUGGUGGAGUGGCUUCAACAUGGGGGAGGUAGCAGUCUGUAUUUUGGGGCAAAGAGACUGGGUGAAUUUCAGACAGGACUAGUCCCAGGAUUGAUCCAAAUGAUAAGUAACAUAAUUGAUCAUGUGAUUUAUUUCAGGGUCCAGGGCAGACUUCCAAAUAUAGAAAUUGGCACCUUUAAAUGAAAAAUAGUA